Messenger RNA from Ixodes scapularis (black-legged tick), 828 nucleotides. RefSeq names its product elongation of very long chain fatty acids protein 4. The record is from RefSeq and is a predicted model, not a curated record. NCBI's taxonomy places the organism in Eukaryota, Metazoa, Arthropoda, Arachnida, Ixodida, Ixodidae. The coding region runs from base 1 to 828 and encodes 275 amino acids. Gene Ontology annotation, cellular component: endoplasmic reticulum membrane. The transcript has a single exon. Gene Ontology annotation, biological process: sphingolipid biosynthetic process; fatty acid elongation, polyunsaturated fatty acid; very long-chain fatty acid biosynthetic process. Gene Ontology annotation, molecular function: fatty acid elongase activity.
AUGUACGGCACGGCGUUCGGCAACGCCACAUCGGACCUCUUUCCCCGACGCGACCCACGAGUCAUCAGCUGGUUCUUCGCGGGAAACAAGUGGUUCCUGAUCACCCUCCUCUCCGGCUACGUGUACGUGGUCAAGGGCGCAGGACCGCGGUUCAUGAAGAACCGUCCACCGUACGACAACCUCAAACCGGUCAUCAUCCUCUACAACCUGGCCAUGGUGUUCCUCAACAUGUACUUCGUCAAGAACUUCCUGACGAGGUCCUAUGUCGGCGGUGGAUACAACUACGUAUGUCAGGGGAUCGACUUCGACGCGGACGACCAAGUGACCAAAGAGUUCCUCGUGCUCGUCUGGUGGUACUUCUGGGUGAGAGUGGCCGACUACCUGGACACCAUCUUCUUCGUGCUCCGCAAGAAGGACUCCCACGUGUCCUUCCUCCACGUCGUCCAUCACAUCAUAGUGGUCUUCAACGGCUGGUACGGUUUCACGUACGGUGCCGACGGCCAGGCCGCCAUGGGCAUCAUCCUCAACAGCUUCGUCCACGUCGUCAUGUACUCUUACUACUUCCUGUCCCUUCUGGGCCCGGCGGUCCGCCCGUACCUCUGGUGGAAGCGCUACCUCACCCAGUUGCAGCUCGUGCAGUUCGUCAUAAUGACCGUUCACAUUAUGAUCCCACUCUUCGUCGACUGCGGCUAUCCGAAGGCCCACUCGGCGAUUGCGGCCAGUGAAACGGUGUUCUUCAUCAUCAUGUUUCUGCGCUUUUACGUUAAGGCCUACAGUGGCAGGAAAAACUUUGGUCAACGACACGAAGCAAAGAACAAGGUUCAGUGA